Messenger RNA from Aedes albopictus (Asian tiger mosquito), 4923 nucleotides. Its product is annotated as zinc finger CCCH domain-containing protein 11B. The coding region runs from base 335 to 823 and encodes 162 amino acids. The record is from RefSeq and is a predicted model, not a curated record. Gene Ontology annotation, molecular function: metal ion binding. The transcript has a single exon. Lineage: Eukaryota; Metazoa; Arthropoda; Insecta; Diptera; Culicidae.
GCUCGAAAAAUAAAAAAAAAUCGUGAAAGUGACACGCUCUCUGACAGGGGUCCAUUUUACAUAGUGGAUGGAAUAGCAAUUUUGUGUUAUUGUAUUAUUAUCCAAUUUAAUCGUGGACAAAAGUUCUCCAUUCAAAGUGCAACAUACAGAACACAUUGCAGCCCAUUCGGAACAUCCUCUGUUGUGCGAGAAAGGUUCCGAUACCGACCGCCGCCGAGCGUCCAUCCCCCGCAGCAGCGAAAGCGAACACGAAGCAACGACAGCAAAAAUUGCUCUCCGACCGAGCAGGCGACGACUUCCGCGGAAGACACCCCCAGUGCAGAAUCAACCAUUUAUGGAUCUACCGAGGAAUUUGCAUGACUGCUACUUCUUCUACUACUCGACAUGUAAGAAGGGAACAAACUGCGAGUACCGCCACGAACCGGCGGCGCUCGGCCACGAGGAAACCUGCAAGCUGUGGCAGGAGGGCAAGUGCUACAAUCGCACCUGCACGAUGCGUCACAUGAAGAUCGAGAAGCCCCGUUCGGCGACGCCGUGCUUCUGGGAGGACCAACCGGGCGGCUGCCGCAAGCCGCACUGUGUGUUCCAGCACAAGGCACCGAAACCACAGCAGCAAGCUCCCACCACCGCGGCGGCGGCGUUACCCCAUCCGGCCACUACGAGCCACAGCAUGAUGUCCCAGGUGGCGGCGGCCCAGGCCCAGGCGGGAGCUCCAACGGCGGCCUCGGCCACCCCCGGCACAACGCCCCACAUGAUGCACACAACGUCCCCGGCGGUCGUUCUGGACUACAACUACGCUACCCUACUGCCCCGCAUCAUCUAAAAGGACACAUUUCUAAGGAGCUUUGUUGGAACCCCGUUUUCGAUUGAUUUGCUACCCCCAGCUCCCCGAUUUUGGCCUUUGGAAAUCCCCCCCGGAAAGAGAGAAAAAUGUAAGUUAAUUUCGCAAAAUUACGCAACGAAAUGGGCGGGAACCGGAACACCACCGCUUCAACAAAUGCAACCCAUACAAACCCUGGUAGAGUGUGCAAUAGACAGAGAGGGAGGAUUCGCGUAAAAAAAGAAGCAUUUGUUGUGCAAGUCUAGGGAUAGACUACUAGAUGACGAUGAAUUAGGAAACGAAACGAAGCAACCGGUGACCGGAGCAUUCAAGAAAUCACGUUUGCAUCUAUUACGAUUAUUAUUAGUAGGCGGCGUCGAACCAGUAGGCCGGUUCUGGGUGGCACUUUUCCUUUGAAAUCCUGCAAAAUUGCCCUAUUAUUCGAUUAUUUAUUCACAAAAUUUAGAAAAACUUCAAUUUUUCACUACAUUUUUUACUCAGCCGCCUUUGGCUUGGCGCCGGCCGCAUUCAGUUUAGUUGUUUAGCUAUUAAUUGUUUUCGCGAAGAAGAAGUGAUUAUAAAUCAAUAAUGGAACUAUCUUAUAUAUCACGUAAUCUUGUUAUGAAGCCCUAAUGCAUUAUUAUCCUUAUUUAUAUAAACAAAAACCUUUAAUUAAACGUAGAAUUUUGGUAGGGAAAAGCGAGGAUUUGGUUUUUUUUCUGAGUUAACGCACGUCUUAAAUCGUAUUUUUAUUCAAACAAAAAAAAACUUAUAUAGCCCUAGUGUAGAGAAAUUGCUAUAAAUCUAGUAAAAAUAAUCGUCAUCAAAGCUCUUAUAAGGCUAACACGCGGUCUCCCGUUGGAUCCCGUCUGGGGAUCAAUUCGUUGGAUUCGGAGACAUGCAUUCGUUUUACAUUUCUGAAAAGAGCCAAUUAUUUCGCGCGCAUUUUAUGUCGUUUUUUGUGCUGUUUCCUGUUUGUAGAUGAGCGACCAUAAUUCGCGUUUUGUGGAAGUUCUCGUAACAUGUACUGAAUAAUUACCGGUCGGUUCGAAACAUAUCUCGGAGGAUGCACUAGAGUUUCUGUAGAGCGUUGUUGACUUUGAACCAAGGGGAAUGACAUAUCCUUUUCUAACCGGAAUAUCCGCAUUUAUCCGUUUCUAACCGUCGCUAACCGUUGCUAAGCAAGCUGCUAAGUGAGCAGCAGUUAGACGCGGUUAACUGCCGUGAAUCGCAUAUCAGUCCCAUCUUUGCUGGAUUUCCUAUGCAAAUGGGACAGAUAUGCGAUUCACGGCAGUUAACGACGGUUAGAAACGGAUAGAUGCGGAUAUUCCGGUUAGAAAAGGAUAUGCCAUUCCCCUUGCUUUGAACACUGAAUAAAUGGUUAUACACAGUGAUCAUCAAAAUGCGAGCCUGAAGCAGAUUUUGUGCGGGCCGUGAACUGAUUUUGAAAUGAAUUAGAUUUACUACAUUUUAAUACUCGUCUCAGAAUGAACAUGAACUACUAACGUUUCAUGGAGAUUUUUUGAACAGAAGUAACUACAAUACUUACUUUGUUAUACUUGGGUUUUAGAUCUCAAGUUUCACACCACAGUUUCGCAGGCAUUGCUCAAAGGCUGCACAAGCUUUCUUGAUUCCGAACUUUAUGUAAAGUGUACAGGAAAGUAUAGAAUCGAGAAUAACUCCAACGUUCUUGUCCUGUUCAGCAACGUCGAACAGACGCAAAAGUUGGUUCCGCCUUUUCGUGAAAUGAACAAUAUGUAGAUGUUUUACUCGGAUUUACCAUAUUGACGACACCAGUCCUCAACUACCUGAAAAGCGUUUUGCAAUAGGUCGAAAAAGGUGCUGAUGCACAUGCCAACUAAAAAUGUCAGGUAGUUGUCUACAAAACCAUAACUAGGAAAAUCGCUAGUAUUGAGUUGUCUCAAUAGCGUAUCUGCUACGAGAUUCCCCAAAAGUGGUGGGAAGACUCCCCCUUGGAGCCAUCCACAAACACACUAGAUAUCUAAGAAAACACUCAAGCAAGAUUGCUUUUGUGUGAAUACUUUCUCCAUAAAACAACUUUGUGUAAAAGCGUCACAACGGACUUUCCAGAUUGGUAAGCGUGUUGGGUCACAUUAAGAGGCACGUUAGCCAGAAAAACAUCAUGAGUUUGAUGAUCGACAAUGCAUUCUAAGCAUGCCAGAAGAAAAGAGGUCAACCUGAUCGAUCUGGUCUUUGUAAAACGCACGACCCACUUUCGGGAUAAACUUUACAUUAAUGACCCACCAGGACUUCAAUUUUUUGAGGUUUGUGCUAACGUAAGAACCUCGACAACACACGAGACAGGACACAACACUUAUAGUUCUUACAAAAAAAUAAAAGGGUCACCGUCCUGUCGAUGGGCAACGUCGAGUCCGAAACCGGUCGACUUAAAUGGUAAUUUAAAACCUUUCAAUGUUUUUAUAAGAAUUAUGCUCAUGAUCGCAUAAUUCUCCCAUAUGAAUAGGAAACCCAGCAAAUAUGGGACUGAUAUGCGAUCAUGGGCAGUAUAAGUGUUGUGUCCUGUCUAGUGCUGCGUUCUUUGCGUGUUGUGACCCACCAGGAGUUGGGAAAAACCCUACGCGAGUUUGUCAUUUCAUUUUACUGAAAGUAGCAAACACCAGGAUUUCAAGAUUACCUAGACAGCCAAUCCCUUUUUGAAAUAAGGUUUCUUGGAAUAAACCCGCCUGGGCUGUUUCAUUUUUCAAGUCUGCUGAUAUUGAUCGUUGGUAUUCUUUUACGCUAGAGAUUGAUCUGAGCUAUCCUAACCGUAGCCACUACCCAAACUAGGCAAGAUCAGACUCUUGACAAUCACUGCACAAAAAAUAACCGCAGCGAUAAAACCAAAUCAAUAUCGAUUGCAGAACGCCACAGGCGAAAUACACAUAGCAUACUGUGUAAAACGCCUAAUUCGAAACCAUAUCAGUAACAAAUUUUGAAAACGACGUAUAAUCAAUGGUGUAGCAUUGAUUAUACGUCGUUUUCAAAAUUUGUUACUGAUAUAGGGUUUAAUACAGGUCGACACUAGAGAAACGUUUCCUGAAAAUUCCUGUGUUGAUUUGCGAUUCACGCGAUUCACAGAAUAAUCAUCCAGUAACCCUGUACUGUCAACUAACAAUGGCUAGGAAAUGCAUACUCCGUGAUAAUUCGUAUCGAUCGGUUCAACAUGGUUCAAUUCAAAACUAGUAAUCUAUUCUACUCACUUUGGUGAUGUUCCUCAAAUGAAGUAUGAACACUUAAAAAUAGAUAAAAAAAAAAAACAGCAAUAAAAUACGAACCAUUUACAUCCUUUCAUUCACGAACAAUGAUUUUCCCAUUCAUCUCACAGCAUGAUAGUUUGCGAAACUUGUCUGCUUCUUCUAUAAACUUUCUUCAAACAAAAACUAACCUAGUGGAAAAUCUGCUUCGAUAUAGCAACAACCACUUAGCACCCAACAUGACUAAAUUAUUCCGACAGUAAAUAAAGAAGCAUACACCCGUAACCCCCUCUCCCAUUGUUGUCUGUUCUCGAAAAUAGAAUUGAGUGAAAUUUUCCAACUAAUAAGCGUUUUACGUUAGAAAUCAAUCAUAUGAACAGAAAAAAAAUGAUUAAAGCUCGAAGCUUUUACCUAUUCUUGUAUAGGAAGUUUAGAAUUCAGUAUGAACACACCCACACACUUAUACAUGCAUUAUGAAAAACCACACCAACACAGUUACACAUUAACAGACACUUACAUAUACUAACAUGUAACAAUUAUAUUGAAAAAAAAUAGUCGAAAAAAAAAUGUAUAAUAUUUCUUGAACAGUUGCACGACACAGAUCAGAAUAAUAAAAAAGAAUAAAAAGCCCAAUAAUCGUGAAAUAUGUUAGCUAAAAUUAAUAAAUGAAAAAUAAACCAAUCCCAAAAAAAAAUAUUAAAUAUAAAAUUGAUAUACAGACACGUCAAAACAAUUAGAGAAUUUGCUGAACAAAAUUGAGUAAUGUGUUAGAGUAAAACUACCACAAGAAUAUACCGCAACUAUAACGGCAAAAAGCAGAAACAUAAUAAUGAAACUAGUUUGGAAGUGUAAGUCUAAAAUUAUCAAUAAAGCAACAACAAAACAACA